GACAAGAAUCACGUGGGUGCAUAUCCUCUCUCUCUACUUUCAUAAUUCAUUUAUCUUUUCUCGUCUGAAUUCUGAACUCUGGUUCUUGCCUUUGCUGUUAACUAUCCAUGUACAUAAGAAAGGAACAGGUUUUUCUGACACAAAUACAACUACUAAUUUAUGGUGCUACUGCUUGCGUGUGAUUUGUCAAAGAAACAUUCUGUGUGGUGGCUGUCUUUUUGAGGAUGCUACUUAGGCCCUGCUUUCUUUUCCUAGUUCUUCCACUUAGUUGUUUCAGAUGGCUCGAAUAUGCAGAAUCCAAACUACCCCAGGAAGAGGUUGAUGCUCUUAAAGAAAUCACUAGCACAAUGGGUGCCACCUAUUGGGAGUUUGAUAGUGAUUCUUGCCACAUUAAAAUACUGGGAUUAACACCAGAGCCACCUAAUGGAACUCGAAGCAGCAUUGAUUGUGAUUGCUCUUUUGAAAAUAACACCUGUCAUGUAGUAAGGAUUGUGUUCCAGUUUUACAACCUUCCUGGCAUGCUUCCACCUCAGUUGGUUAAGCUUCCUUACCUCAGAGAAGUUGAUUUUUCUUUGAACUACCUAUAUGGUUCGAUUCCAAAGGAAUGGGGUUCAACGAAACUAACUCUUAUCUCUCUAUUUGUUAAUCAUCUGUCAGGGGAAAUUCCUAAGGAGUUGGGAAAUAUUACCACUCUAACAUACCUAAACCUUGAAGCAAACCAAUUUUCUGGUCUUGUUCCCCCUGAACUUGGAGGUCUAUUUAACCUGCGGACUUUGGUUUUAUCAUCCAAUAAAUUGUCUGGGAACAUACCAGGGACAUUUGCUCAAUUGCAGAAUUUGACAGAUUUUAGGGUAAACGAUAAUAGUUUCAAUGGAAAAAUACCUCAGUUCAUACAGAAUUGGAAAUUACUUCAAAGACUAGAGAUUAUUGCAAGUGGACUGGAGGGACCUAUCCCAUCAAAUAUAUCUCUUUUGAGUAAUUUAUCUCAAUUGAGGAUUAGUGACAUAAAUAGUCCAAGUCAGGAUUUUCCUAUUUUAAGCAACAUGACAGGAAUGAGAGAAUUGAUUUUGAGAAAUUGUAAUAUUACUGGAGAGUUUCCUAGUUACUUCUGGACAAUGAAGAGUUUGGAAACAUUCGAUGUCAGUUUCAAUAAGUUGGUUGGGGAAAUGCCGGUUGCUGCACAUGUGGGGCAUCUGAGAUUUCUCUUUCUAACUAGCAACAUGCUAAGCGGUAAAGUACCAGACUCAAUCUUGAUGGAUGGAAGUAAUGUUGAUCUUUCUUACAACAACUUCACAUGGCAAGGACCUGAGCAACCUGCUUGUGGAAAAUACCUGAAUUUAAACCUAAACUUGUUUCGGAGCUCCUUAGGGACCAAUGCUUUGCAAGGAAUUCUUCCAUGUUUAAAGACCUUCAACAAUUGUCCUAGAUAUUUACAUUGUUUUCAUGUUAAUUGUGGUGGAGAGGAUGUAACAGUGAAGGGAAAUGAUGAAAGUAUUGUUUAUGUUGGAGAUGGAAAUGUGCCAGGUGGUGCUGCUAAAUAUUUUAUUGAUUAUGAAAAUUAUUGGGGGUUUAGCAGCACUGGGGACUUCAUGGAUGAUGGUGAUUACCAAAAUACACGUUACGCUAGGUCUUUGCUGUCUUCAAACAUGCCUGAAUUAUAUAAAACGGCUCGUGUUGCUCCAGUCUCACUUACUUAUUUUCACUAUUGCUUGGAAAAUGGAAAAUAUACUGUAAAUCUCCACUUUGCAGAAAUACAAUUUACAAAUGAUCAUACAUAUAAAAGUCUUGGGAAGCGGUUAUUUGAUAUUUAUCUUCAGGAAAUAUUAAUUAGGAAGGAUUUUAAUAUUGAGGAUGAAACACAUGCUGCUCAAAAACCAUAAGUAACUGACAAUAUUUUGGAGAUUCGAUUCUAUUGGGCUGGCAAGGGGACUACAAGGAUUCCUAAUGGUGGAGUCUAUGGUCCCCUCGUAUCAGCUUUCUCAAUUGUUUCUAAUUCUAAACCUUGUUUAGACCGAAAAAAUGCAAGGCAUAAGAUACUUGUUGGAGUUGGAUUUGGAGUUAGCUCUCUAGGCCUAGUCUUUAUCAUAGUUGGAAUAUUUUGGUGGAAAGGCUACAUCAAAGGAAUAAUUACAAGAAAAAAUGGUACAGAAGGAGGACGAUAUUCUCUGAAGGGGACAUUUACGUUAAAACAAAUUAGAGCUGCCACAGAUGAUUUUAGUCCUGCAAACAAGAUUGGAGAAGGUGGUUUUGGUCCUGUCUACAAGGGUCAAUUAUCUGAUGGUACAUGGGUUGCAGUCAAACAACUCUCGUCAAAGUCCCGACAGGGAAACCGUGAAUUCUUAAAUGAGAUAGGCGUGAUAUCUUGUUUGCAACACCCUAAUCUUGUGAAACUUCAUGGAUGUUGCAUUGAAGGGGAUCAAUUGAUAUUGGUGUAUGAGUACAUGGAAAAUAAUAGCGUGGCCCGUGCUUUAUUCAGCUCAGAAAAUCAGCUUAAACUUGACUGGCCAACAAGGCUUAGAAUCUGUAUUGGGAUAGCAAAAGGUCUUGCAUUUCUUCAUGAAGAAUCAAGACUCAAGAUUGUUCAUCGAGAUAUUAAAGCAACUAAUGUGUUACUGGAUGGGAAUUUAAACCCUAAAAUAUCAGACUUUGGGUUGGCUAGGCUUGAUGAAGAGGAGAAGACCCAUGUCACCACCCGAGUGGCAGGGACAAUAGGAUAUAUGGCACCAGAAUAUGCAUUAUGGGGUCACCUAACUUACAAGGCUGAUAUUUAUAGUUAUGGAGUUGUGGUCUUGGAAAUUGUUAGUGGGAAGAAUAAUAACAGUUACAUGCCAAGCGAUAAUUGUGUUUGCCUUUUAGACAAGGCAUAUCAUCUGCAGCAUACUGAAAAAUUAAUAGAACUGGUGGAUGAAAAGUUGGGAGCAGCGGUAAACCCAAUUGAAGCAAUAAAGUUGAUGAAAGUAGCUCUCAUAUGCACAAAUGCAUCGCCGUCGCUGAGGCCUACAAUGUCUGAGGUUGUAAACAUGCUGGAAGGAAGAAUGAGCAUCCCAGAUACUAUCCCAGAACCAAGUGCUUUUAGUGAGGAUCUGAGGUUUAAAGCCAUGAGGGACAUCCAUCAACAAAGAGAAAAUCAUAGUUUGAGCACAAGCCAAACAGACAAUUCAACAGGACUCCUUACACUUAGCUCUACCUCAGCAUUUGGCAAUGAUAUACAUGAGAUAUGCUCAGAACCAUAAUACAUUAUAACUUAGGGAGACCAACUGUAAUGAUCAUUAUUUUAGCAGAGAUUUCACUCUAUUUUUAUAAUAUAUUGAGAUAUGAUGAUUU
Abrus precatorius (Indian licorice) is the source of this 3324-nucleotide messenger RNA. Its product is annotated as probable LRR receptor-like serine/threonine-protein kinase RFK1. Gene Ontology annotation, biological process: protein phosphorylation. NCBI's taxonomy places the organism in Eukaryota, Viridiplantae, Streptophyta, Magnoliopsida, Fabales, Fabaceae. The record is from RefSeq and is a predicted model, not a curated record. Gene Ontology annotation, molecular function: protein kinase activity; ATP binding; protein binding.